Peromyscus eremicus (cactus mouse) is the source of this 1167-nucleotide messenger RNA. RefSeq names its product zinc finger protein 431-like. Bases 1 to 1167 code for a protein of 388 amino acids. The transcript is spliced from 6 exons. NCBI's taxonomy places the organism in Eukaryota, Metazoa, Chordata, Mammalia, Rodentia, Cricetidae. The record is from RefSeq and is a predicted model, not a curated record.
AUGGUCUUUGGAAUCCACAGGAGACAUGAAAAGGGAGAGGAGAAGCUGCAGCUGGAGUUCCCUCAUGGCAACCCUAAGGAUUGGAACCCUGACAGUGGGGAAGGCUACAACUGGGAAGAUCUUGAAGUUGAAGAACAUUGUCAAAAUUCUCGAAAACAUGGAAGCUCAAAAUGCAUUGAUGAUCAUUACAUGCUUAUAAACACACAUACCUCAAUGGCAGGUGUGAAAGAAGUCAUACUACAGAGAAAUCACCUGAACACACUCAGUGUGGUCAAGUCUUUGUACAUCAUAGUCAUCCGCCAAAUACAUAAAAGAACACAUUCUGGAGAGAAACCCUAUGAAUGUAAUCAGUGUUGUAAAUCCUUUGCUUAUCACAACACUCUUCAAAGGCAUAAAAGAACACAUACAGGAGAGAAACCCUAUGAAUGUAAUCAGUGUGGUAAAGCCUUUGCUCGUCACAGUACUCUUCAAUUGCAUGAAAGAACACAUACUGGAGAGAAACCCUAUCAAUGUAAUCAGUGUUGUAAGACCUUUGCUUAUCACAAUACUCUUCAAAGGCAUAAAAGAAUACAUACUGGAGAGAAACUCUAUCAAUGUAAUCAGUGUUGUAAAUCCUUUGCUUAUCACAAUACUCUUCAAAGGCAUAAAAGAACACAUACUGGAGAGAAACCCUAUGAAUGUAAUCAAUGUGGUAAAGCUUUUGCUCGUCAAAAUACUCUUCAAAUGCAUGAAAGAACACAUACUGGAGAGAAACCCUAUGAAUGUAAUCAGUGUGGGAAAGCAUUUGCUCGUCAUAGUUAUCUUCAAGGGCAUGAAAGAACACAUACUGGAGAGAAACCCUAUCAAUGUAAUCAGUGUUGUAAGUCCUUUGCUGAUCACAAAACUCUUCAAAGGCAUAAAAGAACACAUACUGGAGAAAAACCCUAUGAAUGUAAUCAAUGUGGUAAAGCUUUUGCUCGUCAUAGUACUCUUCAAUUGCAUGAAAGAACACAUACUGGAGAGAAACCCUAUGAAUGUAAUAAGUGUGGGAAAGCGUUUGCUCGUCAUAGUACUCUUCAAAGGCACGAAAGAACACAUACUGGAGAGAAACCCUAUGUAUGUAAUCAGUGUGGUAAAGCCUUUGCUAAUCACACUGCUCUUCAGUUUCAUGGAAGAACACAUAUUUGA